CGCACAGGAGCGUAUGGAAAUAUAACCGUCUUCUGUAUACAAUGUGUCGCACAAGUACAUGAGAUUAACCACUUGGUCCAGAGGUAAAACCGUAAAGUCCAAAACGCACUCGUUCGCUCACUCGGAAGCAUGUUUCUGUUUAACCCUGUAGACUGACGACAUUUUGCCAGUAGCUGUUUGCUUCAUAAUUCUUUAUCAGCGACCAGCAACCUCGUACACUCGUUAUUUCAGCGGCGCGCUUUCCGGCGUACGGCAAAUAACGCGCUCAACCCGAUCGUGUCGGAGAGGGAGGGCCGAGCAGAGGAGGGGUCAGAGGAGAGAAAGGGGGGGAAUCGCUCUCCAAGCCAUGUAAUACGACAGCUUCCCCUUCCCUCCUGGCGACGGAGCUUUGUUCUCCUGCACCGCAUGCACGCAAGACGCGCCGCCGCGUCUGUCCGAGAUAACUAAAGGCGCUAGUUGGAGCAUGCGGACCCCGGGACCAUGAAAAUGCUUCGAUUGCGGAGUCCAAGCAUCUUCUCGCUCAACCAGGAGAUGCAGUGCACGGUACGGCUGCUGGACGACUCCGAGAUCUCGUGCAACAUCCAGAGGGACACAAGAGGCCAGUUUCUGCUGGAUCACGUGUGCAACCAUUACAGUCUGCUGGAGAAGGAUUACUUUGGUAUCAGAUAUGUGGAUCCAGAGAAGCAGAGGCACUGGCUGGACCCCAGCAAAGCCGUGGUCAAACAAAUGAAAUGUGUGCAGCCCUACACUAUGUGCUUUCGGGUGAAGUUCUAUCCCCAGGAGCCCAUUAAGAUCAAGGAAGAACUGACGAGGUACCUGUUGUAUCUACAGUUGAAGAGGGAUCUGAACCAUGGGAGGCUCCUGUGUCCGUUUGCAGAUGCAGCCUACCUUGGAGCCUGUAUAGUACAGGCUGAAAUCGGGGACCACGAUGCAGAUGAGCACCCGGCCGACUUCAUCGGUGACUUCAAGCUGUUCCCCAAGCAGAGCCCCAAACUGGAGCGCAAGAUAAUCGAGAUCUACCAGAAUGAGCUCAGGGGUCAGUGUCCUGCCCUGGCUGAGCUGAACCUGCUCCAAAGAGCUCACACGCUGGACACGUAUGGCGUAGACCCUCAUCCCUGCAAGGACUUCACCGGAGUGACAGCGUUCCUGGGAUUCACCGCCCGGGGCUUUGUGGUUUUCCAAGGAAACAAGCGUAUCCAUUUGCUGAAAUGGGCGGAUGUCAGCAAAUUUAAGUUUGAUGGCAAAACCUUUUAUGUGAUUGGAGUACAGAGAGAGAAGAAGCUGGUCUUGACAUUCCACACCUCCACGCCAGCCGCCUGCAAACACCUUUGGAAGUGUGGCGUGGAAAAUCAGGCCUUUUACAAAUGUGCAAAAUCAAGCCAGAUUAAGACUGCCUCCAGCAGUAAUAUAUUUUUCAAAGGGACCAGAUUUCGUUACAGUGGUCGUGUAGCAAAAGAGGUGAUUGAAGCCAGUUCAAAGAUCCAGAGGGACCCUCCAGUUGUUCACAGGUCUCAGUUAGGUCAGAGCCGAAGCUUCAACUCCCUCAGUCAUAAACAACUCAUAAUGAACAUGGAACCUCUCCUCCCAGUGCUGAGCUCCACCAAGGAAAACAGGGACACCUCAGCAGACAGUGGUCUCCUGGCCCUGAAAGACUCGGUGCACCUGUGCCCGCUGAAGCCACCCUUCAUGCCAGAGGAGGUGGAGCUAGAAGGAAGGGAGGGCAACUUCACUGAGACAGCAGAAGCGGAGUCAGCCGCUUCUGCUGCUGGAGUGGAGGAGGAGGGGAGACACGUGGAGGAGGAGGAGACUGCGUGCUCCCUCACCAUCUCUGACACAGCGUAUAACCCGUGCGCCAGCGUGCUCCCCACACCGGUGGAGGAGGGGCAGGGUGGCAUGGACUUCCUGUUCCAAAGCCCCGGUCGCCUGCUCAAGGAGCUCCACGCUGAUCCCGAGGUGCAAGCGGAGCUUCGGCGGGAGAGGGAGUGGGAAUUGGUCGAGGAGACUGUCCAUCAGGUGCAGCACGAGCCGACCGACGGCGGGCGGCGACUGGGGGCCGUCCUCCGCAGCGCCGCCCGCCUGGUGACCGCAGCCGGGGCCCUGCUGCUGGUGCUGCUGCCCCUCCUGCUGCUACUUCUGGAAUCGAACCUGGACGUCUCCUUCCUGCAAGACAUCCGCCAGACGCCCGAGUUCGAGCAGUUCCACUACGAGUACUACUGCCCCCUGCGCCGGUGGUUCGUCUGCAAAUUUGAGGGCUUGAUGGAGUGGCUGUGGGGGGCAUCUAACGGCUAAUGGCUAGCAGCCCUCCAUCAGCUGAACUGAAGAGGAUGGAAGGCUCGCGCUCAUACAUCAUGCCUUUUUUCCUAACUCGCACCUCAAGACUGGAUUCAACCACAACUGUAACUGGAUGCAAAGCCAUGUAUGGCCAGAUAUUUCAGUAACUGCAAGUUUUUUUGUUUGUUUGUUUGUUUUUAAAUCUUUUGGUUAAGAUUAGCAUAAAUUAAUUAGCAUAAAUUGAUUAUGAUUAGCAUAAAUCAGAGGUAAAUGGGUCUCAUAAUGCUUCAGAUAUCUAAGAUGGAGGGAGUUACCGAAGCAAAUAAAAUAUGUGAAUAGAUUUCACCAACUUAGAGGGUCAGUAACCUAUUAUAUUAAUGUUCUAGGUCAGACUAAGACAACAGUAAGAUGCAUCCAGUAUACGAUGCACUUUCUCAUGCUUUACUUUAGUUACUGUCUUUCACAACAGAUGCACACAUCCCACACAUCCAUUCAUUGGCUACAUUUACUUGCAUUGUCACAUCAUAUAAUGAUCAGGUCUGACUACAGAACAGCUUUGAGCUCUCACAAGUCUAAGACCAACCUUCAUCCAUGAAACCACAGCCUCCAGCCUCAUCUGUAUAUGUAAAUAAAAAUCAGAGCGUAAGGGUGGGAUCUGGGAUCUAAAAUCUGUUUUUAAAAUUUUAUACAUUUUUAUGUAAAACUUACUUUUACUGGUAUUUUUCAGCAAGAAAACUUGUGUUUUCUUAUUUAAACAGAUGUUGGGAGUGUUGGGAGAAAAGUAAAAUAUUUUAUUAAACCUAUAUGACCUUAAGGGGCCUUGCUGUGGAUUUUCUUAAACAAAAUAGCACAAUAUAAAAAAAAAAAAAAAAAAAGACUUUUUCUGAUUACCUGAUGUCAUAAGCAGAUAUUGCAUGGUGGGGAAUAAGAGGAUGUUUGCGCAGCUGGAUGAAAACCAGGUUACAUAAAGUCAAAGCUAGUUCAUAUACUGUCAAGCUGUGUGGGAAAUGUAGAAUUAGUUUGAAGACUAAUCACUAUACAUUAUGCUGAAAUUCUCUCAUCUACUGUAUUUAAUACUGACUAAAACAUUUGCUAUGAUAUGCUUCAAAAAUGGGUUUCUACUCUAUAAUUGUAAAAAAUAAAAAAAUGUAAAAAUAAUUUUAAAAAGCAGUGAUUAAAAGAGGGAAGUGUAGAGAGAUUUAAAAAAUCAAGAUUAUAUUGUACACAAGUUACAUUAUUCUAGAUUAUAUUGUAUAUAAAUUAUUUAACAAAUGAUCAGAAGUUAAUGUGUAGGGAUUCACAAUAGAGGAGGAGGGAGCACAAGGGCUAAUGAAAUACUGCAAAUAAACUAAUUUCUAUGAAGAGGGAAAUGCAACUCCUUAAAACCAUUGUACAUGAGACCCCCGAUGACAUGUAUCACUGAACUAUAUAAUGAACGACAUUCUCAGGAAAGCAUGAGACUUACUGAUUGAAUAGUGUGGAUUGUAAAGCAGCAAACCUUAAUGUGUACAUAUGCAUCGUGUUAAGAUAAGUAUUUUAUUCAUAUCAUCUACAGCUCAUGCUCACAAAAUACAUAACCAGUAGUCAAUUUAUGUGGAAAAAAAAAGUAAACAACCUCAAACAUAACCUAAAACAUAGUUCUGCAUAUAUACUGCAUAUUCAUCGUGAUUCAGUCCAGCAUAUUCCUGUGCAUAAAUCAAUGUGACAUUUAAAUUCACACUUUAAGUCCUAGAUGGUGUCAUGGCAUUUUUCAAGUUGGAUUUGACUUCUUGUCAUAUACAUACCCUCAACUACAUUGUAACUGUAUGUAUUCACAGAAAGUCCCCACACACCUUAGGUUUGCUAGAUGUGUGUCUCUUUGCUAGGUUCUGCACCGUUGAUGGCAUGCUCUUUGUAAAUACUCUGGGGAGAGAUAAAAGGAAAGUCUUUGACCAUGCUCAUCUCGACGUGUCCUUGUGCUUGUCCUUGUGUAAUCAUCAACUUAGGCAUUUGCAUGCUGUUUGUAUGUGAGUGAAGUGAAUCUUGGCAUUAUAGCCUGUCUGUGGCUGGAUAAUGACGGG
Molecule: messenger RNA, 4331 nt
Organism: Electrophorus electricus (electric eel)
Lineage: Eukaryota; Metazoa; Chordata; Actinopteri; Gymnotiformes; Gymnotidae
Gene: frmd3
Product: FERM domain containing 3
Biological process (GO): actomyosin structure organization
Cellular component (GO): cytoskeleton
Molecular function (GO): cytoskeletal protein binding
Source: RefSeq, a predicted model, not a curated record